AUGCUGGGUACUCUGGGGCUUUGGGUUCUGUUUCCCGCAGCUGUGCAAGCACCCCCAAGCAGGCGGACAUGUGUGUUCUUUGAAGCCCCCGGAGUGCGGGGAAGCACAAAGACACUGGGGAAGCUGCUAGAUGCAGGACCAGGGCCCCCCAGGGUUAUCCACUGCCUCUACAGUCGCUGCUGCUUUGGGAUCUGGAACCUGACCCAGGACCUGGCACAGGUGGAGAUGCAAGGAUGCCGAGACAGUGAUGAGCCAGGCUGUGAGUCCCCCCGGUGUGACCCAAGCCCCCGAGCUCAGCCUAGCUCUAGCUCCACUCUCUUCACCUGCUCCUGUGGCACUGACUUCUGCAAUGCCAAUUAUAGCCAUCUACCUCCUCUGGGGAGCCCUGGGACUCCUGGCUUCCAAGGUCCCCAGGCCAUCUCAGGCGAGUCCAUCUGGAUGGUGCUGGUGCUGCUGGGGCUCUUUCUCCUCCUGCUGCUGCUGGGCAACAUCAUCUUGGCCCUGCUACAGGGAAAGGCCUACAGAGUGAGAGGUGGGCUAGAGCCAGAGCCAGAGCCAGAGCCAGACUCAGGCAGAGACUGGAGUGCAGAGCUGCCUGAGCUACCUGAGCUGUGCUUCUCCCAGGUAAUCCGGGAAGGAGGUCACGCAGUGGUGUGGGCUGGGCAGCUGCAAGGCGAACUAGUAGCCAUCAAGGCCUUCCCCCUGAGGGCUGUGGCCCAGUUUCGAGCUGAGAGAGCGUUGUAUGAGCUGCCAGGCCUACGGCAUGACCACAUUGUCCGCUUUAUCACUGCCAGCAAGGGGGGCCCUGGCCCCCUGCACUGUGGGCCUUUGCUGGUAUUGGAGCUGCACCCCAAGGGUUCCCUGUGCCACUACUUGACCCAAAACACCAGUGACUGGGGAAGUUCCCUGCGGAUGGCACUGUCCCUGGCACAGGGCCUGGCAUUUCUCCAUGAGGAGCGCUGGCAGGAUGGCCAAUAUAAACCCGGUAUUGCCCACCGAGAUCUGAGCAGCCAAAAUGUGCUCAUUCGGGAAGAUGGGUCAUGUGCUAUUGGAGACCUGGGCCUUGCCUUGGUACUACCUGGCCUCACUCAGCCCUCAACCUGGGCCCCUACUCAACCCCAAGGUCCAGCUGCCAUCAUGGAGGCUGGCACCCAGAGGUACAUGGCCCCGGAGCUCUUGGACAAGACUCUGGAUCUACAGGACUGGGGCACAGCCCUCCGACGAGCUGAUGUUUAUUCUCUAGCUCUGCUCCUAUGGGAGAUCCUGAGCCGCUGCCCAGAUGUGUGGCCUGACAGUAGACCACCACCCUUCCAACUGGCCUAUGAGGCAGAACUGGGUAGCACCCCAACUACCUGUGAGCUGUGGACCUUGGCAGUGGAGGAGAGAAGACGUCCCUACAUCCCACCCACCUGGUACUGCUUUGCCACGGACCCUGGUGGCCUGAGAGAGCUCCUAGAGGACUGUUGGGAUGCAGACCCGGAAGCACGGCUGACAGCUGAGUGUGUACUGCAGCGCCUGACCGCCCUGGCCCCUCCUCAGGAGGCCCGCACCUUCCCAGAGGGCUGUUCACAUAGCUGCCCACUUCUCUGCCCAGAAGACUGUCUCUCAACUCCUCCCCACUGUCAUUCUCCCUUGUAGGCCUCAGCUGAGAAUCUGCCACUUUGGCGUUCAGCAAGGCCCUUGUUCCAGGACCCUCAACCGGCUGUUACCAUUCUCACGUGUAAACAUGCAGUUUUUGUGUCAUCUAUAUGCAAACAUACAUAUGGUGAACAUAGGCCUGUUUGCUCUGCCUCACCACUGCCUUUCCCAGUUGACAAAUGCUCGGAUCCUUCUGUGGACAUCCAGUCCACUGUAGUUCUGACCAGCUACAGAGGGCAGGUGUGCACAGGAAGAGAUAGUCAGCUUCCUUGGCCCCACGUCCAUAGGUCAUCCUCCCCUCUUGUGAUCCUGGGCUCCUCCUGGCUCUCUUCUUUUCCACAAGCCUUUAUUUGGUGAGAUCCCAUGAAGGGCAUUGGGAAAAGAGGGAUGAAUACAAUGAAAUUGCUGCUCUGAAGGUACUCAGAGACCCACAACUCACUUUGUUGGGGUCCUGUACAGCGUCUUUGGAGGGGGUGUCCUCUUCUGAAGCUCGUGUCAGAAGGCCUCACAGCAUAGGAUGCUUGAGCUGGGUCUUGAAUGAGCAGUUUUCCAGGAGUAUUGGGAGCAACAUAGCAUUCCUGGUCCAGUGGGACAUGGUAUCACAAGAUGCAGCAUGAAACUGCAAGUAACCUGAGUAGCAAAAGUGUGGGGUAUGUGACUGGGAGAGAGAAAAGCUGGCACGGAGAACUGUAGGCAAGGCUUUGUGAGCCGCAGUGAAAAGUUCCUUCCUUUGUUUCUUCUUUUUUUUUUUUAUUGGCUUUUCUUUCCUACCUAAGACUCCUUUAAUACUGGGUGCCCCUCAAGGCCAGUCUCGUUACAGGUGCCCGGUUUAUAACUCUAGCUCAGUUUCUAACUAUUCAAGUGCCAUUGGGCACAUUAUUUCCUCUUUCUAGGGCUCAGGUUCCUUAUUUGCCAAAUAACAGGUUGAGGGCCUUCUUGUCCAACCCCAGAAGAACAGUGGGGGAGCCCUGACUUCACUGCAACAGGAUUGCUUCCUGCUCAGUGACCAGCUAGCUCUGUGUCCACGGGAAAGUUAAGUAACCUUGGAAAUCUUAGUUUUAUCAUGUGUAAUGUAUGGAUAAAAACACUGACCCUGCUUGCAGGGUCAAUUCAAGGUAAAAAAACAAAGGUGACAGGUCAUACACAGUACCUGGUAGCAGUUGUGAUUGAGCACUGAGAUGAUCUCUGGCCCCCUUUCUAGCUCGGUUGUUCUUGAGUUCCAGGAUUAGCCUCUGGAGAGCCUAUGAGAUUUCACCUUCCUUCUGACUCAGCUCUCUAAUUCUCUGACAUCAUCACUUGGGUAGGAAGCUACCACCUGAAACUAAACACAUCAAAAUCCAAGCUCCUGCCUACCCCUCACCAACAGGUCUGCCUUCCCUUCUUCCCUGACUCUCAAGGACACCAAGUUUCUCUUGGUCCCAGAAGAUCCCAAUAAGGAAGCUGUUUUUGUCUCCUCCUGUGGGCCCAGCUCAUCCUACCCAUAUCCAUUCAGUUCUUAAGUGCCCCUGAGGUUGUGUGGGCAGGGCUUGCUUCUGGGCACCAACCCCCUUUCCUUCCUCCUGGGUCUGGCAGUCUCAACUGCUGAAAUUGCCUCCUGGCUGCCUAUUUUUUCCCCAAUCUAGAUUAAACGCCACUCUCUAAAUAAUCUUAAACAUAACUUUGCAUUGUAUUUUGCCUCUGUGCAACAGCCUAUUUGCCUGUUUCAUAACAAUCUUGUGAGUGGCAUUUACAGAGGAGGAAACCAAGGGCUCAGAGAAAUUUAGGAAUGUGUCUAAGGUCACACAGAUCUUAACACAGCAGGGAUUUUUAUCAUUAAAAAGGAUGUUUAUGAAAAUGCCAUAAAUUAUUAGAGAUGGACAAUGUCACAUGAAAAAAAAAAUCUGUAGCCCUGACUGGUGUGGCCCAGUACAUUGAGCGCUGGCCAGCGAACCAAGAGGUUGCUGGUUUGAUUCCCAGUCUAGGGCACAUGCCUGGGUUGUGGGCCAGGUUCCCCACUGGGGCCAUGUGAGAGGCAACCAA
This is a messenger RNA of Phyllostomus hastatus (greater spear-nosed bat), 3657 nucleotides long. RefSeq names its product anti-Mullerian hormone receptor type 2 (gene AMHR2). The record is from RefSeq and is a predicted model, not a curated record. Gene Ontology annotation, biological process: protein phosphorylation; BMP signaling pathway; cellular response to growth factor stimulus. Bases 1 to 1638 code for a protein of 545 amino acids. The transcript has 11 exons. Gene Ontology annotation, molecular function: transforming growth factor beta receptor activity; ATP binding. NCBI's taxonomy places the organism in Eukaryota, Metazoa, Chordata, Mammalia, Chiroptera, Phyllostomidae. Gene Ontology annotation, cellular component: plasma membrane; signaling receptor complex.